Messenger RNA from Botrytis fragariae, 3555 nucleotides. Its product is annotated as putative hsp90-like protein. The coding region runs from base 1 to 3555 and encodes 1184 amino acids. The record is from RefSeq and is a predicted model, not a curated record. Gene Ontology annotation, biological process: phosphorelay signal transduction system; protein autophosphorylation. The transcript has 4 exons. NCBI's taxonomy places the organism in Eukaryota, Fungi, Ascomycota, Leotiomycetes, Helotiales, Sclerotiniaceae. Gene Ontology annotation, molecular function: phosphorelay sensor kinase activity; histidine phosphotransfer kinase activity.
AUGAGGAUUGGUAUCAGGCUGCAACUUGGCCUGGUUGUCCUGGUGGCUGCUCUUGUUCCAUUGAUUGUGCUUGCUCUCGCUACUUGGUUCAACAAUUAUAGUUUUACAGUCGACGUUAAAGAAAAUGCACUUAGUCUUACUGCAUCACUCAAAGCCGCUUCAGUGGCUUCCGAUCUACUCCUAAUCCAGGCCACAUGUUCGACCAUUGUCACUAGGAUCCUCAUCCAGGAGGCCAUUCGCGACUUUUACAGUGGAGUACCCGAGUGGAAUGAAGCAAGAGAAGAUGUACAAAGCGCUUUGGCUUCUGGUGGUCUAUCUGCAUUGCUUCAAGUAAUCAUAUUUUCGCGGAAUCAGACGGGUUCGGUCAAUGGCAUAUUGAAUGUCACAGCUAAUGCAUCCGGUGUUGCAGAUAUACAACUUCCCUACAAUAACUCAUUAAAUCAGCCCGCUUUCCUAGGCGAUGCUGAUCAGGGAUAUCCAGGGGCUUUGUAUCCCAAUAUCUCUUAUGUCCCAACCACAGAUCCCGACCCAAAUGCUCCAGGAACGAAUCUUACACAGGUAUACGCAUUUGCCGAUUACCCACUGAAUAAAAGUGCUGCUCUUCUCCUCGGGCCGUUACAGAUCAAUAGCACCUAUGCUUUAGUAUCACUGACCUUACCGAUUGUCGAGAAUUCGAAUCCCGAUUACGUUCUAGGUUAUAUGACUGUGGUAGCAGCUGCGACUUCGCUAAUUGAUGUUAUUUAUUCUCGGGAAGGCUUGGAUAAUACAGGAAUAGUUUUGGUCGUGGGAACCAAUCGACGAGAGAACCAGUUCUCGUACAUGUCGAGACCGGCGACAGCAACUUACAAACCCGACCUUCAUAAUUUGACAAAAGCAAGUGUCAAAUACGUUUUCCCCCCAUAUUCUCUUGAAGGACAAUCUGAUAGACAUUCCGCCUACAAUGCAAAUUUAACUCAAUAUGGAAGCUCGAAUUUUAGCGAAGGUCAAUAUCCGGCCGUUCUUCACGGGUUCGGACAGCAGAAUCCGAAAGUCAAUAAUGCCAGUAGCUAUAUCACAACCACAAACGAGCAAGGAGUAAAGGUGUCGGUAGGCUGGGCAAGACCACAAAGUGCACUGGUUGAUUGGCUUUUGAUAGUAGAACAAGCUCAUUCUGAAGCUUGGGAACCCAUUAUCAAGCUUAGGAAUAUCUUACUUGCAUGCGUUUUUGGUACAUUUGGGUUGAUCCUUCUUGUGGUUAUACCGAUGGCUCAUUACAGUGUUCGACCGAUCAGAAGACUGAGAGAUGCCACGAAGCAAUCCAUUCAGCCACCGGGUUACACUCCGCGUCAAAGUAUAGACGAUGAAUUAUAUGGCGAUGAAGAGGUUGGCGAGGGCGAUUCAAGCGGGUACAAGAAAACGGGAUUUUUGGUCCGACUGAGAAAAUUGACACAUUCGGGGCGUCGUGUGUCAAGAGCAGAAAAAUCAGAGGCCGAUAAACGAAGAGAUUUUAAAAUUCCUGGAAGGGUACCUGAUCGAAGACAUUGGAUUGAAGACGAACUCACGGAUUUAACUUCGAAAUUCAAUGAAAUGAGCGACGAAUUGCUGCUGCAAUACACGAGUCUCGAAUCCAAAGUUGCCGAACGUACGGAACAACUUGAACAUUCUAAAAAGGCAGCGGAGGCGGCAAAUGAGAGCAAAACGUUAUUCAUUGCAAACAUAUCGCAUGAAUUGAAAACUCCAUUGAACGGGAUUCUGGGAAUGUGUGCUGUAUGCAUGGGCGAGGAUGAUUUGCCAAGCAUUAAACGCUCAUUAAAGACGGUUUACAAAUCUGGCGACCUUUUGUUGAACUUAUUGAAUGAUCUUUUGACUUUCAGCAAGAACCAGAUUGGCCAGCAACUGCAUUUAGAAGAGAAAGAGUUCCGGCUGUCUGAUGUGAAGGAGCAGAUCAAGAACAUAUUCCGAAAGCAAGUGGACGAAGGGGGUAUUACUUUUGGAGUUCACUUCUUGGGCACUGAAAGUACAGAUGGAACUCAACUAGAGAAACCGACCGGAAAGCCUCUACCAGCACUAGGACCUAAUGGUAUCGGUAGAUUGAAAGACAUGUGUCUGUGGGGUGAUCAGCACAGAAUUCUCCAAAUCAUAAUCAAUCUAGUCAGCAACAGUCUCAAAUUCACACCACCAGGAGGAAAAGUAGAAGUCAGAAUUAGAUGUAUGGGCGAAUUGGAUCAACAAUUUGAUGGCGUCACUAGCCGAAAUUCCAUGGGAUCGAAGCAGAGCUCCCACAGGAGAAAUGUUAGAACCCGCACUGGCUCUGGAUCAAAUGCUUCAGGGCAUACUUCAACGCAUGCAUCGGGCCAAAUCUCAAGGACAGCUUCGAAUACCAAGCAAGCUGGUACUGCACUAGUAAUCAACCCUAUGGAUCCAAGAGCUCGUGUCCAAUUAAAUGAGAGAUCGGCAACUCCACCACCAAACAAUGCUAGGACUCUAUGGUUUUCAAUAGAGGUUGAGGAUACCGGACCUGGUAUUCCCGAGCAUCUACAGGAGCGAGUCUUCGAGCCUUUCGUACAGGCUGAUCUGGGGUUGAAUAGAAAAUAUGGAGGAACCGGGUUGGGAUUAAGUAUUUGUUCCCAGUUAGCAGGCCUUAUGGGAGGUUCUAUCUCUCUCGUUAGUACACUUGGAGAAGGUUCCACAUUCAAUGUACAGUUGCCAUUGAAGUUCGUCAAGGAGCGAGCACCAAGCACAUCUAGUUCUGAUGUUAUUGGUUCUCGGCCCGCGAGCAUGGUUUCGCAAUCAGAACUUGAACGUCAUACUCCACAGGGUUCCAUUGAUGCCACGGCUGCUGUAGGAUCCCCUGGAAAAGGUAAUAGCGGUGCAGGCUAUUCAAUGGAUACCCAACCUCGAUUGGUGGGACUUCGACAGCCAUUUUUUACAUCAUCCCCUACACCUCCACCCAGCGAGGAUAAUGCGAAAUCACAACUCGCCGCACUCGAUCGCGCUGCCAAGGAGAAAGUAGGGGAUAAGAAAAUUCGAGUUCUGGUUGCCGAGGACAAUCUUGUUAAUCAAGAGGUGGUUCUUCGCAUGCUUAAACUUGAAGACGUAUACGAUGUAGUUGUUGCCAAGGACGGCCAGGAGGCAUACGACAUGGUAAAGCAAAGUAUGGAAGAGGGCAAGUUCUUCAACUUGAUCUUUAUGGAUAUUCAAAUGCCAAAUCUGGAUGGACUGCAAAGUACGAGAUUAAUUAGAGAAAUGGGUUACUCUGCGCCUAUUGUAGCACUAACCGCUUUUGCCGAAGAGAGUAAUGUUAAAGAAUGCUAUGAGUCCGGAAUGGAUCAUUUCCUAAGUAAACCUAUUCGACGGCCAGCUCUCAAGCAAGUCCUCAAGAAAUUCGCCACUAUCCCAGAAGAGAUAGAAGACUCCUCCGUAACUCGAAAAAGCACACCAGAAAAAGGGCGAGCGUCGAAAAAACAACACAAAAAUACAUCCACUUUAACAUCCAGUCCAGCAUCAAAUUCUGAUGCUGACCUCAUUAAAAUGAAUGGGACUCCUUCACCUCCCUCACCUUUAACCUCAACAUGA